AUGGGCCGGCGAGUUUCCGAUGGGGUCCCGAGAGGCCGACGAGAUCUUCAGGAGAAGCUCCAAUUGAUCAUUGAUCGGAAAAACGCACAUCCAAACGCUGGCAAGGCCCCCAGGAUCCCACGGUGGCGUUGCCUGUGGCAGCUGGGAUUUCUGGAGCCUGGGUCCCAGGUAUCAGGGGUCCCGCUGCCCCCCUCCUUCCCUCCAGCCGGCCCCUCCCAGCCGGGCCUGUCCGCCUCAGGUCCCAGGUAUCAGGGGUCCCGCUGUCCCCCUCCUCAGGUCCCAGUCCCCACUACGGCCCCCCUCAGCCUCCUGCACCCACCCCCAGAGGAGCCACUCAGCUCAGCUGUGCACAGAGCAGGCAAUCCCAUGGGGGCUCCCCCACCGCCAUUCAAGCCCAGGACACAUGGGAGGGUUCCAGAGCCUCUGCACCAUCGGCUGGCCCAGGCCGCCUCCCUGCAGCCCCAGGCCAUAGCCUCCAACCGGUCUCAGCAGGAAGAAGCCAGGACUCUGUCUUUGGGGCCGUCCCUGAGAGCCCUGGCCCCACCAUGCACCCCGCUAUGCCCCCCGGCCCUGCCACAUACCCUGCUACGACCCCCUGGCCCCACCACGCACCCUGCUUUGCACCCCCUGCCCCGUCAUGCACCCCACCAUGCACCCCAGCCCACGGAUUUUCGGAUUUUUGUCCCCGAAGGGCAGCCACACCCAGGACUCAGGACCUUCAGUCUGAACACCACAGCGAGGGUGCCGGGGGAGGAAGGCGGGCAGCCUGAGCAUCCUGUCCCAGGGCUGGACAAGAACGGGGAGCAGGUGUCCAGCCCAUGCCAAGUCACCACUACUGGGCCAGAGCUCGGGGUGAGGGGCGGCACCAGGGCCCCGCUGGCCUGUUCAUCUGAGGACCACGGCAGCCGGGAACCAUCGGAGGAGCAGCCGCCUUUGUACCCAGCCAGUGAGGAGAGGGAGUGUGGUGCAGGGAUGGGCACCAGGAGCCAGUGCUGGGCCCUGGCCUGGGCCCUGGCGGCCCUGCUCUCGGCACAGCAGGCAGAGACCCAGGGCACUGAGGAGCCCAGCUGGACCAGAAGGGAGGCCGCCAAGGGUGGUCAGACGGUGAAAAGCGCCCAGUCCAUGCCCUCACCCACCCGGCGCUUGACCUUCGUCCCACCCAUCACCGUGUCUCCCAGCAUAAACCCCCUGAACCCGGCGCACAACGGGCGAGUCUGCAGCACGUGGGGCGACUUCCACUACAAGACCUUUGACGGCGACAUUUUCCGCUUCCCCGGCCUCUGUAACUACGUCUUGGCGUCGCACUGCCGCACCGCCUACGAGGGCUUCAACAUCCAGGUGCGUCGUGAGCUGGCGGGCACCAGGCCCACUAUCAGCCGCAUCAUCCUCAAGGUGGAGGGGAUGGUGCUGGAGGUGGCCAACGGCUCAGUGCUUGUCGACGGGCAGAGGAAGGAGCUGCCGUACAGCCGCGCUGGGUUCCUGGUGGAGCACACCAGCAGCUACAUCAAGAUCAGCGUCCGCAUGGUCCUGACCUUCCUCUGGAACGGAGAGGACAGUGCCCUGCUGGAGCUGGACCCCAAGUACGCCAACCAGACAUGUGGCCUGUGCGGGGACUUCAACGGCCUCCCUGUUGCCAAUGAGUUCUACGCCCACAACGUCAGGCUGACAGCUCUCCAGUUCGGGAACCUGCAGAAGCUGGAUGGGCCCACAGAGCAAUGCCAGGACCCACUGCCCACCCUGGCUGACAACUGCACGGAUGCUGGGGAUGUGUGCAGCCGCACCCUGCUCGGCCCAGCCUUCACCCAGUGCAACGAGCUGGUGGACCCUGACCCGUAUGUGGCCUCCUGCGCCCAAGACCUGUGCCGCUGCCCCAGCUGCCCGUGUGCCACCUUUGCCGAGUACUCCCGCCAGUGCGCCCACGCGGGAGGCCAGCCACAGAACUGGAGGGGCCCCGACCUCUGCUCCCAGAAGUGCCCGGUGGGCAUGCAGCACCAGGAGUGUGGCUCGCCCUGUGCCAACACCUGCUCCAACCCUGAGCGCGCCCAGCUCUGUGAGGACCACUGCGAGGACGGCUGCUUCUGUCCCCCAGGCAGCACGGUGCUGGAUGACGUCACCCACUCAGGCUGCGUGCCCCUGCAGCAGUGCCCCUGCACCUACGGUGGUCGCACCUACGCCCCGGGGGCUGCCUUUGCCACCAGCUGCAGCUCCUGUACCUGCUCCGGGGGACGGUGGCAGUGCAAGGACCUCCCGUGCCCGGGCACCUGCUCUGUGCAGGGGGGUGCCCACAUCUCCACAUAUGAUGAGAAGCUCUAUGACCUGCAUGGGGACUGCAGCUACAUCUUGUCCAAGAGUUUUGCUAACAGCACCUUCACUGUGCUGGCCGAGCUGCGGAGGUGUGGCAUGACAGACACCGAGAGCUGCCUCAAGUCGGUGACCCUCAGCCUGCAGGGCGGGGACAUGGCCAUCCGGAUUCAGGCCAAUGGCGCGGUGUUCAUGAACUCCAUCUACACCCAGCUGCCAGUGUCAACAGCCGACUUGAAGGCCUUCAGACCCUCUUCCUUCUUCGUCCUGGUGCAGACGGGGCUCGGCCUGCAGCUGCAGGUACAGCUGGUGCCCCUCAUGCAGGUCUACCUCCAGCUGGACCCGGCCCACCGCGGCCAGACAUGCGGCCUGUGUGGGAAUUUCAACCAGAACCAGGCAGACGACUUCACAGCCCUCAGCGGGGUGGUGGAGGGCACGGGUGCGGCCUUCGCCAACACCUGGAAGACCCAGGCCGCCUGCCCCAAUGCCAAGAACAGCUUCGAGGACCCCUGCUCCCUCAGCGUGGAGAAUGAGAAAUACGCCCAGCACUGGUGCGCCCUGCUGACCGACCCCGCUGGGUUCUUCGCCCCCUGCCAUUCCACUGUCAACCCUGCACCUUUCCACACGAACUGCAUGUUCGACACGUGCAACUGUGAGAAGAGUGAGGACUGCCUGUGUGCGGCCCUGUCGGCCUACGUGCACACCUGCGCCGCCAAGGGCGUGCUGCUGCGCGGCUGGAGGGACGGCGUCUGUGCCAAGUACAUGACCAGCUGCCCCAAGUCGCAGAGCUAUGAGUACGUGGUGGACGCCUGCCAGCCCACCUGCCGCGCCCUCAGUGAGGCUGAUGUCACCUGCGGUGUCUCCUUCGUGCCCGUGGACGGCUGUACCUGCCCGGUGGGCACCUACCUGGACGAGGCUGGCGCGUGCGUGCCUGCCGAGGCGUGUCCCUGCUACCUGCACAGCACCAUGGUGGCCCCGGGCGAGGUCUUGCAUGACAACGGCGUGGUGUGCUCGUGCACUGGGGGGAAGCUGAGCUGCCUCGGAGCCCCGGAGCAGAGGAGCACGGGGUGCGUGGCCCCCAUGGUGUAUGUGGACUGCAGCAAUGCCUCGGUGGGGUCCCUCGGGGCUGAGUGCCUUCGGAGCUGCCACACGCUCGAUGUGGACUGUUACAGCACCCACUGUGUCUCCGGUUGUGUCUGUCCCCCGGGGCUGGUGUCAGACGGCAGCGGGGGGUGCGUGGCCGAGGAGGACUGCCCCUGUGUGCACAAUGAGGCCACCUACCAGCCCGGGGACACCAUCAGGGUCGACUGCAACACCUGCACAUGCCGGCGCCGGCGGUGGGAGUGUACCGACCAGCCCUGCCUGGGCACCUGUGUGGCUUACGGGGACGGGCACUUCAUCACCUUCGAUGGUGAGCGGUACAGCUUUGAAGGCAGCUGCGAGUACAUGCUGGCCCAGGACUACUGCGGGGCCACCACCACCGCCAAUGGAACCUUCCGGAUCAUCACCGAGAACAUCCCCUGUGGGACCACUGGCGUCACCUGCUCCAAGGCCAUCAAAGUCUUCCUGGAGAGCUACGAACUGAUCCUCACCGAGGGGCACAUGAAGGUGGUGGAGAGGGGGCCUGGUGGAGACCCAGCCUACAAGAUCCGCUACAUGGGCAUCUACCUGGUCAUCGAGACCCGAGGUGGGCUGGUCGUGUCGUGGGACCGGAAGACCAGCGUGUUCAUCAGGCUGCACCAGGGCUACAAGGGGAAAGUGUGUGGGCUGUGCGGCAACUUCGACAGCAACGCCGUCAACGACUUCACCACGCGGAGCCAGUCCGUGGUGGGCGACGUGCUGGAGUUCGGCAACAGCUGGAAGUUCUCACCGUCCUGCCCGGACGCCCUCGCCCCCAGGGACCCUUGCACCGCCAACCCGUACCGCAAGUCCUGGGCCCAGAAGCAGUGCAGCAUCCUCCACGGCGCCACGUUCGCCGCAUGCCGGUCUCAGGUCGACCCCACCAAGUACUACGAGGCCUGCGUGAGCGACGCGUGCGCCUGCGACUCGGGCGGCGACUGCGAGUGCUUCUGUACGGCCGUGGCCGCCUACGCGCAGGCCUGCCACGACGCGGGCGUGUGCGUGUCCUGGCGCAGCCCUGACGUCUGCCCCUUAUUCUGCGACUACUACAACCCCCACGGGGAGUGUGAGUGGCACUACCAGCCGUGCGGGGUCCCCUGCAUGCGGACCUGCCGGAACCCCAGCGGGCGCUGCCUCCUUGACCUGCCCGGCCUGGAAGGCUGCUAUCCCAAGUGCCCGCCCAGCAAGCCAUUCUUCAGUGAGGACCAGAUGAAGUGCGUAGCCCAGUGCGGCUGCUACGACGAAGACGAGAACUACUACGAGGUCAGCGCGAAGGUGGCCACCACCGAGAACUGCCAGAGCUGUAUCUGCACAACGCGUGGCAUCCAGUGCGAGCACAUCCUCGAGGCCUGCACGUGCACCUACGAGGGCAGGACGUACGGCUACCUGGAAGUGAUCUAUAACACCACCGACGGGCUGGGCGCCUGCCUGGUCGCCGUCUGCGGGGACAACGGGACCAUACACCGGGCGACCGUGGAGUGUCCUGGAACCACGCCCACGACGCCGUUCACCUUCACCACCACGGUGGCGCCGCAGUCCACAGCAAUGCCCACACCCUCGGCGACUCCCACCGUGUGUGUGCGGGAGGCCUGCACCUGGUCCAGCUGGUAUGAUGGCAGCCAUCCAGAGCCUGGGAUGGGAGGAGGCGACUUUGAAACAUUUGUGGAACUGAGGCAGAGGGGGUACCAGGUGUGCAGAGCACCGGCGGACAUUGAGUGCAGGGCGGAGGCCUUCCCCAACACGUCCCUGGAGGAGCUGGGCCAGAGGGUCGACUGUAACCUCGCCAGGGGGCUGACAUGUCUCAACCGUGAGCAGAGCCCCCCUCUCUGCCACAACUACAAGCUGCGGGUCCUGUGCUGUGUACUUGAGCCCUGCAGCACCCCCCCAGACCUGCACACCAGCCCCCGGCCGUCUGCCAGUGUCACCACUCAGCCCGGAUCCACCACAGAGACCCCCGUGCCUACCCCCAGGACAGAAACACUUUCCCCCAAGUCCUUGCCCACCUCGACCCAGAUCAUCUCCACAAGAGAAACCACCCUGCAGUCAACCCCAAACUCCAAGUCCACCACAGCACUGACCUUGCAAACUCAAUCGACCUCAGCCACCAUAACCACAACCCAGUUGGUCACAAGCUCUGAGUCCCCAGCUGCCACCACCUGUCAGCCCAGGUGCCAGUGGACAGAGUGGUUUGAUAAGGACUACCCCAAGUCUGAGGAGGCCGGGGGUGAUGUCGAGUCCUACGAUAAGAUCCGCAGAGCAGGAGGGGACAUAUGUGAGCAGCCACAGGACAUAGAAUGCCAGGCCGAGAGCUACCCUAACAAGACGCUCCAGCAGGUGGGCCAGAAGGUCCACUGUGACACCAGCUUUGGCCUGGUCUGCAGGAAUGAUGAGCAGAAAGGACCAUUUCAGAUGUGCUACAACUACAGGAUCCGUGUUCUGUGCUGCAGCUACAGCCACUGUGGGGGACACACUACCGCCAUGUCACCCACCUGGACCCCCGUAGCUGGCACCACCACAGCACCGUUCCCCUCAACUGGGCCGACUUCCCAACCCAGCUCCACCAACACACUCGUCACAUCCACUACCAAGAGCACAGGCACAGAGGGUUCCAUAUCUCCCACAGGGUCUCCUACACCCACCAGUCCAAAAGGCUCUACGUUGGUCCCUCCAACUCACACAACCCUGCACGUGACCACAUUGAGCGUCAGCACUUGGGGAACAUCCCAGAUGUCCACGCCAGCAUCAACAGCAAGAUCAAGCCCCACUGUGCUCCCAUCAACGGGAACGUCUCCAGGGGUCCACAGCACCAGCUCCCAGGUGUCACAGCCAACCACGACCACAGCCACCACGGGCCAGGGGACCACCAUCUGCCAGCCCAGGUGCGAGUGGACUGAGUGGUUUGACGUGGACUUCCCCACUUCAGGGGUUUCUGGGGGCGACAUGGAGACAUUAGACAAUAUCCGGGCGGCCGGGGGUAAGCUGUGCCACGCGCCUGAGAGAAUCGAGUGCCGUGCGGAGAACUAUCCCGGGGUGAGCCUGGACCACAUCGGGCAGGUGGUGCACUGUAGCCUGCAGGAGGGGCUGGUCUGCAGGAACGAGGAGCAGCAGGGACCCUUCAACAUGUGCUUCAACUACAACGUGCGUGUGCUCUGCUGCAAUGACUACCAGCACUGCAGGGGCACGACAUCCACGACCGCGGGGCCCAUGGCCACCUCUGCGGCCACAUCCGCCUCCACGGUGGCGGGACCUGAAUCCACCCCCGCACCCAACUCUGCAUCCACCUCCAUGACAACGGGACCUGCAUCCACACUCACCCCCACCACCAUGACGGCGGGGCCCUCGUCCACCGCCAUGGCCACAUCCACCUCCAUGACGGUGGGACCUGCGUCCACCCCUACACCCACCUACAAAACAGCAGGGCCCACGUCUACCCCCACACCCACACCCACACCCACCUCCACAAUGGUGGGGCCCACAUCCACUCCCACCCCCUCAUCCACCACCACCAUCACCACACCCUUUAGAGCACACAUCUUGUCAUCGAGGGUGCCAGGACCCUCAACCUCAGCCACCACACAGACUCGCCCCACCUCGCCUGGCACCACUGAGCGGGUCACUGUCCUGACCACCUAUCAGCCCACCGCUGAGACGCCCACAACCACCGAGACCCCGACAUCCACCACUAAGAUCCCCACAACCACCACUGAGACCCCGACAUCCACCACUAAGAUCCCCACAACCACCGCUGAGACCCCCACAACCACCGCCAGUUCAGCCUCACCCAGCACACCCUCCACACCCGCCCUGACCACCACACCACUCAGCACAACCCAGGGAUCCAGGCCCACUUUGGGGACCACCAUCUCCAGCCCCUCGACACCGGGCCCUCACUCCAGCACCUCGGCCACAUCACCCACCACGGGCUGUGAGCCUCGCUGCACCUGGACGGACUGCACUGGGACCACCCUGACAACUUUGACACCUGAGGCCAGCAGCACCAGGACCGUGUCACCACCCACACCUGGGGUGACCACCACCGUGGCACUGCUGACAUCACGGCUGGGCACCCAGAGCUCCCAAACACCUUCGGGCCUGCCCGUCAGCCUGUCCACAUUCGGCGUGUCCACUUCAUCUACACCUGUCCUCACCACGCUCAGGCCCACGUCCUCACCCAGCUUUACCUCCACCGUCCGCUGCUAUUGCCAGGCAUUCGGCACGCUCUUCUCCCCAGGGGACAUCGUGUACAAUAAAACCGACAGGGCCGGCUGCCACUUCUAUGCCAUUUGCAACCAGCAGUGUGACAUUGACCGCUUCCAGGGCGCCUGCUCCACUACCUCGCCACCUGCCUCCUCUGUGGCGCCGUCCACCACCCCCGUUGCCACGCCCCCACCCUCCCCUGCUCCAGGGUGCAACCACACCAACCCUCCCCGACAGGUGAACGAGACCUGGACCCUGUCGGACUGCACCCGGGCCAGGUGCGAGGGUGACAACCACAUCGUCCUGCUGGAGCCGAAGUCCGUGGCCAACGUGACCUGCGCGAACCAGCACGAGCCGGUCAAAGUGCAGAACCAGAGCAACCCCUGUGACUACCACUAUGAGUGCGAAUGCGUCUGCACCAUCUGGGGCGACUCCCACUACUCCACCUUCGACGGCACCACCUUCUCCUUCCUGGGCAACUGCACCUACGUGCUCCUGCGGGAGAUCCGCCCACGCCUCGGCAACCUGAGCAUCCUCAUUGACUACCAGUACUGCGCGGCCGCUGCCGUGGGUGCCACCCACUGUCCCCGUGCCCUCCUCAUCUACUACCUGUCCAUGGAGAUCAUCCUCACCAUCACUGAACAUGGCAGGGAGACGCAGAGCCUGAUCCUGUUCGACGGUGAACACGUCAGCCAGGGCUUCAGCAAGAAUGGCGUGAGCAUCUCUGAGACAGUGGCUGGCACCAUGGGGGUGGACAUCCCUGCCAUCGGUGCCCACAUCACCUUCAAUGGGAACAUCUUCCAGGCCCGGCUCUCCUACAGUCAAUUCAGACACAACACAGAGGGCCAGUGCGGCACCUGCACCAACAGUCAGGUGGAUGACUGCCGCCGGCCAGAUGGCACCAUGGCGCCUACCUGCAAGGACAUGGCCCACCAUUGGCUGGUCUCCAAUGGCAGCAGGGAGGGCUGCCUGGCGCCGACCAGCCCGCCCCCAAGCACCAGCCCCACCCCACCCGUGACAUCCACUCCAUCCAUCACGCCCUCAUGCCCCCCGGCUCCCCUCUGCAAGCUGAUCCUGAGCUCGGCCUUCGCCAAGUGCCAUAGCCUGGUCCCGCCCAGCCAGUUCUUCAGUGCCUGUGUCAGCGACACCUGCCAGGGAGGCCACCACCGGGCACUCUGUGAGAGCGUGGAGGCCUACGCUGCACUCUGCCGUGCCCGGGGUGUGUGCAGUGACUGGCGCAAUGCCACCAGUGGGCUGUGCGAACUCACCUGCCCACCCACCAAGGUGUACAAGCCGUGUGGUCCUGUACAGCCUGAGACCUGUGACUCCAGGAACCCAAGCCCCCUGCGCCCGGGGCUGGCAGAGGGCUGCUUCUGUCCCGACGGUGAGAUCCUCUUCAAUGCACACACUGGCAUUUGCGUGCCUCAGUGCCCCUGCGUGGGACCAGAUGGAUUCCCCAAAUACCCGGGGGAGAGGUGGCUCAGUAACUGCCAGGUCUGUGAGUGCGAGAAAAACCCAGUGACCGUGCGGUGCCAAGCGGUGCAGUGUGAGUCCCAGGAGAAGCCUCAGGAGUGCGGCCGGGCUGGCUUCGUGAAGGUGACCAAGCCCCGGGCCGAUAACCCGUGCUGUGCCGAGACCCUGUGCGUCUGCAACACGACCACCUGCCCCCAGGACCCACCCAAGUGUGAGCCGCGCCUGGAGCUGACCCGAACCCAGGAGGAGGGCGCCUGCUGCCCCACCUUCAGCUGCCGGCCUCAGCUCUGCACCUACAACGGGAUCUUCUACGGGGUCGGAGCAACCUUCCUGGGGGUCUUGCCCUGCCACACGUGCACCUGCCUGUCCAGGGACACUCAGGCCCCAACUGUGCGGUGCGAGGAGGAUGUCUGCAACACCACCUGCCUCCAGGGCUUUGAGUACAGGCGGGCAGCCGGGGAGUGCUGCGGGAACUGUGUGCCGCUCGCCUGCUUCACGCCCGACGGGCUGCUCGUGCCGUACAACGACACCUGGGUCAACCGCCGCGUGGACAGCUGCAGCGAGUACCGCUGUGAGGACGUGGACGGAUACCCCAUGUUGGUACCGCAGCCCGCGCACUGCCCGGAAGUGUCGACCUGCAGGGGGGUCCUCAGGAAAAGUGGCUGCUGCUAUGCCUGUGAGGAAGUGGAUAAGUGUGAAGUGCGCGUCAACACGACGGUCCUGAGGCAUCGCGACUGCGAGACCGAGGCCGCCGUCAACCUCACCUUCUGUGAGGGCUCCUGCCCCGGGGUGUCCAAGUACUCAGCGGAGGCGCAGGCCUUGGAGCGCCACUGUACCUGUUGUCAGGAGACCAGGACGCACGAGGAGGCGGUGACCUUGCGGUGUCCUGACGGGAGGCGGAUCCAGCACACCUACAUCCACGUUGAUGCGUGCGGCUGCGGGCCGUCCUGCGUUCCCACGCUUGAGCCCACGGCUCCCGCGGACAGCUCCGCCCUCUCAUAG
This is a messenger RNA of Trichechus manatus latirostris (Florida manatee), 10092 nucleotides long. It is a transcript of the gene MUC5B, whose product is annotated as mucin 5B, oligomeric mucus/gel-forming. Bases 1 to 10092 code for a protein of 3363 amino acids. Gene Ontology annotation, cellular component: extracellular matrix. The record is from RefSeq and is a predicted model, not a curated record. The transcript has 57 exons. Lineage: Eukaryota; Metazoa; Chordata; Mammalia; Sirenia; Trichechidae. Gene Ontology annotation, molecular function: protein binding; zinc ion binding.